Messenger RNA from Xyrichtys novacula (pearly razorfish), 2139 nucleotides. Lineage: Eukaryota; Metazoa; Chordata; Actinopteri; Labriformes; Labridae. The record is from the annotation of a GenBank genome assembly.
AUAUUGUAUGGCGGAUGACUAACAACCUACAGAACACAGAUAGCCCGAGUUAUAAAAUUAUUAAGUCCUCGAAAAAACUUGAAAAGAGUAGUGCCUUGAGUUUUUUUCUCUGGUAAAAGGGUGUUUUAAGCAUCUUAAAAAUUUUGUUUAAUCUAUUACUUUCAUUCCAGCCGGUUACUUCUUCAAGCCUUCCUCGUACUGUCUAUGUCUAUGGUUGUGAAUAACAGUUUCUUGUAAAACAGACUCAUGGUAGAAACAUUUCAUUCAGUUUUCUUCCGUAUCAGGAGAGGUCUUCCUGAAAAUAACGGUCAAUAGUAAAUGUUAAUCAUUAAUGUGUAAUGGGAUUGAUUUUUUUAGACUCAGUUCCAUGGCUUUGUAAAACGACACUGACAUUUCUCUUUUUCUAUCCAAAGGCUGGUGCAAUAAGGAAAAUAUAUAUUUGCAACGACUUCCGAUCUGUUUCGAGUUGCAUCAGCGCGGAGUUUUCGAUGCCGUAAUGGUGCGUUCAAGUGCACAUCUUGGGAAAAAGUGACUACAUUGGCUAAGACAACGAAAAUCCAUUUUAGAAGAUAAAAACAAAAAAGUAGCAUUACAAUCAUGAAAGUGUAGCCAACACAUAGAACUGUAGGAAUAAUUGGUUUUCAAUAUAUUUCCUCUCAAAAUCAAGCAUUGUCGAGUUGGCUACAUUGCCUACCAUGUGUCGACUAUUUGUCCACUGCUUUACCUAAGAAGGCAUCUUUGCAUUGAUCUAAUAGUCCGAUAAUGAGCUUAAAAUUUACAUCUAGUGUGAUGGAAUAGAAAGAAACGGUUUUAUAAUAAAUUCGCUUUUGAUCAACCCGACUACCAGAGUAAUCAUAUUAGCGAUUAUAGGGGGCUGAUAAGCUGCUACUGAAUUAAAACCUCUUCAUGAGUCCUGAGCUCUUAACAUAUGUAAAUUUUGAGUUAGAUAAGGCCUCUCUAGCAAUGACACUACUUUUUCCAAAGUUGCACUUAAAGGCAGCAUUCAUGCUGCUGGGUCUUGGUCACUUAACUCCUCCUUUUGAGAGGUGUAGACAAGAGCUUGCAGAGAGAAGUAAGUUGCACACAGUUCCUGUUUUCACUCGCAGAGGUACUGUCAUAGUUCUCUGUGGGUACUAAGAGUCAAUUCCAUUUGAUCUUUCUGUUCCAAGGACAAUGAGGAAGGACUGAUCUGUAUCUUCAAAUAAGGAAGCCCCAAAUAGAAGUAAGGCAAAGACAAGACAUGCAUAUGCUUUGUUUUGUUUUGUUUUGACUUGGCAAACUACCUCAACUUACAAGAAUCCUUGUGUUUUUGUUUUAUGUCCUAGUAGUGUUUCAUUACUGAGGUGCACCAGAUUUCACUGUCUGCCCUGAUGAGUGUGUCUCAAACAAUGGAGACAGAGGAGGAUCUCCUGACUUGCCUCCACAUCAAGCUUUACCACCCUCAGCAGAAUUUCAAGGGUUUUUAUGAGCUGCUUCCUUUUGGGACAAGGCAUCGGCACCAAGCAGAUGAACCUCUCAGGGUGGGACGUGAUGCCAAGUCCUGCACCUUUGCUCUAAAUGACCUCCGGGUAUCUCGCAAACAACUGGCCCUCAUCGCCUACCGCACACCCCAGAGCCCGGAUCUGCUGUUCACAAUCCAGAACCUGAGCCAAAGAGGGAAACUGACAGUGAACAGCUCAGCGCUGGGCUACCUGGAGAGAACUGACCUCCCAAAUAAAGCUUUGAUCCGGUUUGGAGAGUAUGAGAUGCUGAUUGUGCGUGAAUCAGGUGAGGCCAAGGGGAGCUUUGAGGUGGGGUUCGAGGUGCUGACAGUGCCUCCAUCCAGAGAGACAUGCAUCUGUGAGCCCAACAAGACAGCAGUCAUGGACACAGGCUCAUACGGGGGCAACAGUUUCCCAUCUGUACCCUCAGCAUUGGGCCCUCUGGAGUCUGAUGAAACUCUAAUGGGUGUCUCAUGAUGGAAACCAAAUGCUGUCUGCACGGAAGUCUAAAUGACUGUUUUUGUUACAUUUGCAGUUAGUGAAUAUUCCCCUCUCCAAUGUGAAGUUAUAUUAUACUUUUUCUUUUGCACAAUUUCUAUAUCUGUGUUAUUAUUAUUGCUGUAAUCUUAAUAAACUUCUCAUUAAUAAUGUUAAAAAC